UCGGCGGCCGGCCGGACUCGCAGUCGCAGUGCACGCAGAGUCUCCACCGCCACGUGCAGGACCUGCAGGACGUCCAGGAUGUGCCGGACCACGACCGCGCUGGCGCCGAUGGCGGCGCUGCUGCUGCUCGCGGCGGUGGCGCUGCCCGUCGCGGACUCCUACCGCGUCCUCGGCUUCUUCCCGUUCAACGGCCGCAGCCACAACAUCAUGUUUAAGGCCCUGAUGGAGGUGCUGGCGGACAACGGCCACGAAGUGGUGCAGUUUAGCCCCUUCCCGCAGAAGACGCCCCGCGCCAACUACACCGACGUGGACCUGUCCAAAGAGUUCCCUUCGCUCGUCAACUCCCUCACCUUCGAGCAGAUGACCAGCUUCAGCAGGUUCAAAAUCGUCGAGCUCAUCAACAAUUUCGCUGGUCCCGACCUCUGCCGCCGGGUGUUCGAGACGCAGCACUUCAAGGACGUCAUGAGCGGCAAGUACGGCAAGUUCGACGUCGUCUUCACGGAGAUCUUCGGUAGCGACUGCUGGUCGGUGGUCGCCUACAAGCUGAACCUGCCCUUGAUCAGCGUGGUGACGGCCCCGGACUUCGCGUGGAUGCACGAGCGCGUGGGGUCGGUGGACAACCCGUCGUAUAUCAUCACCCCCGACGAGCCCGUGGCCGGCAAGAUGAGCUUCCUGGAGCGCGCCAUGAACACCUACACGUACCUCAUGAAGCGGUACAAGCACAAGACCAUCCUGAACGACGGCGCUGACGCGGUGGUGCGCCAGUUCUUCGGCGCGGACACGCCGCCCAUCAACGAGCUCGUGAGGCGCACCAGCCUGGUGCUGGUGAACCGGCACGUGAGCGUCAACCCGGCGGUGCCCGUCACGCCCAACGUGGUGCACGUCGGCGGCCUGCACCUCAAGGACACCAAGGCCGAGCGCGUGAGCAGCCCGCGCCUCGAGGCGGGGCUGCGCAAGUGGAUGGACGAGGCGGAGCACGGCGUCAUCUUCUUCACGCUGGGCUCCCUCGUGCGCACCAGCUCGCUGCCCAAGCACACCAUCCAGGCCCUGCUGGACGCGUUCGGCGCGCUGCCGCAGCGCGUGCUGUGGAAGUACGAGGAGGACGACCUCGACCUGCCGCCCAACGUCCGCACGGCCAGCUGGCUGCCGCAGACCGACGUCCUGGCCCACCCCAAGAUGGUCCUGUUCAUCACCCACGGCGGGCUCAUGGGCACCACGGAGGCCGUGCUGCUGGGCGUGCCCAUGCUGGGCAUCCCGCUGUUCGCCGACCAGGAGCCCAACGUGCUGGGCUACCAGCACCUCGGCAUCGCCCUGCACCUGCCGCACACCGAGAUGACCAAGGACAACAUGCUCGCCGCCAUCCACAAGCUCACCGACACGGACAAGUACCGGAAGCGCGCCAGGGAGGUGGCCGACCUGUACCUGGACCGGCCGAGGUCCGCGGCCGCGGAGGCGCUGUGGUGGACGGAGUACGUCGUGAGGAACAAGGGCGCCCCCCACCUGCGGCCCCUCGGCGCCGACAUGCCGCUGUACCAGUACCUGCUGCUGGACGUGGCGGCCGUCUUCCUGGCCGCCGUCCUGGCCGUCGUCCUGGUGCCGGUACUCCUCGUCCGGAAGCUGCUGGCCAAGCCCCGGGCCGCGCCGGCCAAGCAGUCCCCCAAGAAGAAGACGAACUGAUGUGUCCAGGACUUGAGAGACGCUGCCCGACUCGGUGGACUCGCCACGGCAUUCCCCCGGGCCGGGCAGCACGCCGGGAGGGCAGGCAACCCAUUCGACGCGCGGGCCGCGACGACGUUCUAGUCUCAUUUUUUGCUCAGUGAUAUGUGUACUGUUUGUUCUACCGAGCGCCCUCCACUGCGUGCCUAAAUUAAAGCUGUUAUCGUUGUUUUGAAAA
Thrips palmi is the source of this 1894-nucleotide messenger RNA. RefSeq names its product UDP-glucuronosyltransferase 2B15-like. The record is from RefSeq and is a predicted model, not a curated record. Gene Ontology annotation, molecular function: UDP-glycosyltransferase activity. The transcript is spliced from 6 exons. Bases 79 to 1677 code for a protein of 532 amino acids. Lineage: Eukaryota; Metazoa; Arthropoda; Insecta; Thysanoptera; Thripidae.